AUGUGUAUAUAUGAUGUCUCCAUUCGCUAUUCUAGUCUGUUGUUUCUGAUCCUGAUAUAUGUGUUGUCGUACUUUCUAGCCAUUCUGCCAGAGAUAACGAACUCGAUAAGGUAUACCCUAUUUUACAAAACGAGGAAGAGGAAAAUUUAUUCGUAUUCUUUGAAGAAGGAAGAUUCACUGAGAAGGAAAAGCAAUGACAAGGAAUUAAAAAUCGAUCAUUUGGUGGACACCAGUUUUCUGUAUAUGAACCAGGACCACUUCGAAAAGGUGAAUUUUGGCCAUGGGUACUCGCGAGGGCUGAAUCGAUCCUCUGGCGAGGGAAUCGAUGCACUUUACAGUAAGGAGGGCGAAUGUAGUGAGGAAGGAUCCUCCUCAGGGAGAAGUAUCUCCGUGGAGCAGUCAGACAAUGUGGACCAUGCAGCCAACCCCCCGAUGCAAUGGCAGGGGAAAAGAAGACGAGAAAAAAAAGAACGCAAGUACAGCAAAAACGAAAUAAACGAUUACGUAUUGAAGAAAACGGGGAGGAACAAGAAGUACAUAAUAGACAGCUGCGAGGAGUUUGAGAAGAUCUGCCUGAACGACCAGAGGAAAACGCUGAAGAUGAAAGACCGGAUUAUUAAGUACAUCGAGCUAAACGAUUCGGAGGAGGAAGGGGACAAUUUUCGUCGGGGUAGCGUGAAUGUUGGCAGCGCGAAUGUUGGCAGUGUGAAUUUUGGCAGCGCGAAUGUUGGCAGUGUGAAUUUUGGCAGCGCGAAUUUUGGCAGCGCGAAUUUUGACAGCGUGAAUGGAAGGCCAUAUCAAUUCGUAAACCAAGUUGGAGGGUCCCGCCUGAGUGAAGAAGGGCACAGCGCGCAGGACUACUUGAAGAAGCGGAAUGAGAAGGAAGGAAAGCAUUUGGGUUCCUUUAUCUACGACACGAAGUAUUUAAACAUACAGAAUGAAGAAUGCACAGAGGAAAGUAUUCGAUUCCAGAAGAAUAAAAAGAAGUACAUGUGUUUCAUGGUGAAUAACAUGUUGCACGGGAGGAAAGAAAUGAACAGGUGGAAGACCAGUUACUUGCAAGGGCUGAGGUCAAACACGAACAAGUAUACUCUGCAUAGUUUCUACGAUAGAAAUAAACAUGUACAAAAGGAUACGGAUUUUUCCAGGUGGCAUAAUUUAUUUCUUAAAUUUAUAAUCAAUAUAAAAGUGGUAUUCGUAAAGUUUUGCAAAAACACUUCAUUCAUUAUCUCCGAUUUGUUGAUAACGCUUAUGUUACAUGUGGCUUGGCUUAACGUUUAUAACUACCUACGAAGGAAUGAUGUAUCUACAGAUACGGGCAUGUUUAAUUGGAAUACGGAGUACAUUCCCCCCUUCUUCACCAAAGUCGAAGCGUACAUACAGUACUUUAUCCUGUACGAUAUAUGUGUAAAGUUCUUUCUCUUCUUCUGUGCCAAGCAUAUAUUAAGUUUUUGGUUUCUGUUAAACUUAAUGAAUAGCCCAUUUUUCUACCUUAUAGUUUCGUACGUAACGAAUUGUCCACUAAGGAAGCAUGGGUGGCUGUACCUGACCUGUCCAUUUCGCUUUCUCAAUUUUCUACGAAUAGAUAAUUUGAUUGGACAAAGUAACAACCACAAUAAGAUAAACUUUCCAGUGAUUACUCUCUCUGUUCAAAUUCUAGUCGUCAUAUAUACCUAUGCUUGUAUCCAUCUUCUAAUUGAGCAGCCUUGUAGAGGGGAUUACCAAAUAUAUGAUUACAUUUUUUCCGGCAUGCAGACGGUGUCUACAGCAGCCAUGGGAAGAGGCACAUGUUUUCCAUUCACCUUGCAAUCAAAAAUUACACAUACCUUUUACAUAUUCAUGAUUUUUACUUAUAUACACUACCAGAUAAGGUACUUGAAGAAUCACAUGGUGGAGGAGAAAAAGAUAUACGGCAAAAUUCCAAACAUUGGUGCGAGGUACUUUGUGAUUAUUGGACAUAUGAAGCCAAUAGCUCUGUACGUAAUUAUUAAUGAAUUACAAUCCACGUAUAAUAAUUUAGAUGAAAUAAUUUUUUUAACAAGUCUUCCUGUUAAAUUUUAUUUAAAUAUUAUUCGCCUGUUAAACAGAAGAGGGUAUUGCCAAAUCAGUCUUUGCCUAUACGAUUUGAACAAACCAUUUCCUUUGAAGAUUAAAAAAAUUAUUUCCUUUAGUAGUGGAAUUUUCAUAUGUAACAAUGUUAUGAAUACACACCACAAUAUUAAUAACGAUAUGGAAACGCUAAAAAGGUACAACGAAAUUAAUUCUUUAGGCCCUUUCAAUAAAUGCAUUUCCGUCUUCCUCAACAAUAUCUCUAAUAAUAGUAUAUUACUCAAGAGGAGCAAUCGGAAUAUUAUUUGCCUGAACGAACUUAAAAUGAAACUUUUUGCGAAAACUUUGGAUGACUGCCCAGGUAUGUUUCUCCUUACUAUUCUCUUUUUUAUAAACACACCACAGAAGUUGAAGUCUAAACAUACUUAUAUUUUGAGCAAAUAUUUUGACAACUUGGAGGAGGAGAUCAAUCCAGAGACCCCUCCUUUCGGUUCGUCCACUGAUGGCGGCGCCAGCGAUCGGGAGGAGGACCACGUAGGAAGUGCAUCCACCCACCCUAGUGCAUAUAAAAAAGGGGAUGGAAAGAGGGGAGGAAAGUCGUGCAAAUCUCACACACAAUGCGCAUCACACACAACUAAUAAACCAUACACACGGAGUCGAUUCCCCUCCAGAUGGCUACACCUUUUCAGCGGGAAAAGGAGUCAGCGGUCCUCCACCGAGGGAGACCACCCCAACGGUAAACAAUCCCGCGAGAGCAAUUUUUACAAAAUUGAUCUACGUACAGGGGAUACAACGGACCAAAAUCCACCCUACAAGAAGAGAAUCAGCAGGCCAUCCGUGUCGAUCCUGAAACGGGUGAAGAGCAUCACCCAAGGAGGAACAAAAAAGAAAAUGCCAUUCCGAGGCUUCCUAUCGUAUGAGUUUGAUGAAAGCAUGUGUUACAACUCAUACAAUAAUUAUCUGCACUAUAUAAAGGGAAUAAAAUAUAAUAUAUACAAAAUAAAGUUGCCGAAGAGUUUUCUCAAUUUACACUUUAUCACCAUUGUCCAGUAUAUGUUCAUGAAUUACAACGCCUUCUUGAUAGGUAUCAUAAAUGAGUAUAACGAGGUGAUCCUAAACCCUGUUCAUUUUAUUUACACUUGUCUAGACGUACAGUUUAUUCUGCUCACAGAUAAGUACAACAUUCUACAAAAAAUACAAAACCAGAAGAAGGUACAACUGGACUGGCUCAAUUCUGUAGACUGCGUGAAGAUUAAAAAAAGUGACACGUCAAAUGGAGCGGGGCACAAGAGCGGGUCGGCACCAACUGCUGGUCAUCACUACUACAGUGAAAUGAACAAACUGAAAGGCCAACCUGGGGUUUACUUCAACCCUGUGUUGAGUAUCCUUCGUGUGGACAAUUAUUUGCAGGCUUUGGAGUUCUUCCGCAUCAGGCGGGAGGGGCAAGCUGGUCAGGCGGUUAACCACUCGGCGGAUGAACCGGGUGGAAAAGCGAACCACCCGCACGACGAUUUCAUCAUUCUGAUAUACUGGCCCCAGUCCAUCAACACCUUCCUGAAAGUGUUACACCAGCGGAAACGACACAACAUUCUCAUCCUGAGCGACCAAAUUCCGUCCUACAUCCACAACAACAAGUUGGCAAAGUACAGUAUCUGCUACAUACAGAAGUCGCCGUUGUCGCUGUACAAUUUAAUCCUCGCAGGAAUCUUGCGUUGCAAAAAAUGCGUAAUUUUUAAAAAUUAUUUAAAGUUGAAUUCCCAUCAUAAUAUUAUAUCGUAUAAUGAGAAGGCCAAAAAUAUCAACUAUUUUGAGUACAUGUGUGAACACAACGACAGCGACUUGCUCAUCAUCUUUAACAACAUACAAAAUAUUUUCCGAAGGAGGGACAUCAACGAUGCCUUGGUGGAUUACUACAUACGCCAAGAAAGUAACCCAUCAAAAUCGUAUGAUAAUUAUUUACUUCAAAAAAAAUCCACAAAAAAAAGGGAUAUUCAAAAUGGGUAUGACACACAAAAAAACAGUCACACUGUGGAUGCCCAAGAAAUGAGAAAAAUGGACCAAGCGUGUAAUAAUAUCAUAAACGAUAAAAGUAGAAAAACGAGGAAAAAUAUUUACCUCCUCAUAGAGCUAAAUAACACACUUUCCAUCCAGUAUUUAAAUAACGAUGUAUAUACAAAUAUCGACAUUUUAAAAAAAAAAAAAAAUAAAAUCAUCAAUAUGAACAAAGCUCAUAAUUUACUCUUCAUCGAAAAUUACAAAAAACAAAUACAAUUUUUUAAAUAUGGUAAUUUACUUGUGGAAAAUAUUUUCAAAAAAAUUGAGCACAUUUUUGUGGACAAUUAUUAUUUUUAUUUGUACUUUUUACAAUUCACCUCCGCCAGUGUCUUCAUCGAUGAACUGAUUUAUCACCUCAUUGGGUAUACCUUCCCCAUCAAGAACAACUCUCUCAGUAUUGGUACCAUUGAAGCAUUUAUAAACGGAACCUACGCGGACAGUUCCAAGAGGAUUAAGUCGGACUUGCUUCUCAGGCGCAUAAAUCCCAAGUACCAUUCUAGAAACUUCUUUUUUCUCUUCCAGAAGUACCUGAAGAAGGGAUCCAUCGUUAUCGGCAUUUAUCGCUGCAACGAGGAAAACAACAUGAGUAUAGUUAUCCCCUGCCCCCAGCGCAACUUCAUCAUGCACAAAUCGGACAAGGUCUAUGUCAUCGAAAGCCAGUACAGAGCCAAGGAAGAAACCCGUUGA
Messenger RNA from Plasmodium knowlesi strain H, 4791 nucleotides. Its product is annotated as conserved Plasmodium protein, unknown function. The transcript is spliced from 3 exons. The record is from RefSeq and is a predicted model, not a curated record. NCBI's taxonomy places the organism in Eukaryota, Apicomplexa, Aconoidasida, Haemosporida, Plasmodiidae. The coding region runs from base 1 to 4791 and encodes 1596 amino acids.